Botrytis cinerea B05.10 is the source of this 1596-nucleotide messenger RNA. RefSeq lists its product as hypothetical. The record is from RefSeq and is a predicted model, not a curated record. The transcript is spliced from 2 exons. Gene Ontology annotation, cellular component: mitochondrial inner membrane. Gene Ontology annotation, biological process: proton transmembrane transport; potassium ion transport. Bases 594 to 1433 code for a protein of 279 amino acids. NCBI's taxonomy places the organism in Eukaryota, Fungi, Ascomycota, Leotiomycetes, Helotiales, Sclerotiniaceae.
GCCUCCCCUCCCCUCCCACCCAGACGCGCAAAAUAUCUAUCGAGCCUAUCAUCUCACUCCUCACCCACCCACCUGGUACCUACCUACCUACCUACCUACCUAUCUAUCUGUCUAUCUAUCUAGAUCGAUCUUUUCUUCUCCCCCACUUGGAAGCUGUUCGACUCCAUGGAUUCGGACUAGGCAUUGAUUCACCAAGUAUUCAAGGUUAUUCUCAUGCGUCAUUCUACCUACAAGUGAAAAUGGAUCUUCCCUUAGCUCAGCCUCCAUGAAUCCAGGCAAAAAGGUUUUCGAUUUUUGCGUUUUUUUGGUAGCUCGAUGUUUAUCUACCGGUAAUCUAAUCAGGCAGGCAAAGAGAGAAAGAAAGAAAGAAGUACAAAAAGGUACUCACUUAACCAUCGCCAUCUUCUCAUCACAGCCACCACACAUGCUCCGAUGCAAUUGAAGUAACAAAUACCAUCUCACGAGCAGACGAAUAACGACCAUUUACGCCUAACGCCUAACGAUUUUGUACGACAUAAUACCUCUCUCGAGAAGCAGAAUUGUAUGAUUGCAUAAAAUUUCCCUCGAAUUUUCUGCUCCACGAAGAACGAACUAUGCGCCUCUACCUGCUUCCCAUCUCCACGCGGCGAACCCUCAUCUACUGCCAGCGACUCAAUGUUACCACUACAAACGAGGUUUCCUUUCUAGAUAAAACAACUACGAAGGCGAAUAAUCUUUGGAGUAGCUGGGAGAAGAAGGAAUCAGGGUGGCAGAAGAAAGUGGUUGAAUUUGGAAACAAGGCUCUGCAAAGAAUACCAUAUGAGGAAUGGGGUUUAAAAUCGAUUCCUCCCCUGUCCAAACGAAGGCGAGCAGAAGAACUGCGCGACAAAGAGAAAGUUGAGAUCUCAUUUCCCUCAAAUUUUCUUCCUCAGGAAAACAUAUCGAAAAUCCUGCAAAUACUUGGCACAGAGAGAAGACAACUUCACAAGACGAGGCUAUGGGGCUCAAUCAUUGGAAUGCCCGUGGUUGCUCCCUUCGCGCUUGUUCCCAUUAUCCCGAAUUUACCUUUCUUCUAUCUAUGCUUUCGUGCAUAUAGCCAUUGGAAAGCGCUAGCAGGGUCUAAGCACAUCGACUUUCUUUUGAAGGAAAAUCUUCUUGCCCCAAAGCCAUCCAAGAUAUUAGACGAGUUGUAUUUGAGGAACAAGAUUCCGUUCUCCGAUUCGAAAAGUGCGGCUGAUACACUAUCAUCAAAUUCGAAUGUAUCGGAUGUUGAGACCAUGCUACUUCACGCUUCUGAUGGGGAGGAAAUUGCCAAAGCAUUAGACAUACCAGAGUUGCAAAUGGAGCUUGAUCGAGCAGUAUGGCAAGUAGAAAACGACCUGGAAGCUAAAAGAAAAAUGAAGGAUGAAAAAGACCAAUUGGUCUUGGCCAAGGAGGAGGCCAAGAAAAAGUAGACAGCCUGUUGUACAUUCGUAUUACAGCCGAACGUAACAUAUCAGCAUAGGAUAGUCUAGAUCAGACUACCUAUGCCAUAUCAUAAGAGAAAUGACGCAUUGUAAGCAUAGCGAGCGUAUCACGCGCCCAAAAAUAUAGAAAUACAAGAGACUAUUCACUUCA